AUGUCCGUCGCCUCUCCCUCUUAUCCCGUAGUCGCCCCUCCCUCCUACCCUGCCGUCGCAAUUCCCUCCCAUCCCGCCGCCACCUCUCACCCCGUCAUCGCCUCUCACUCCCACCCCCCUGUCGCGUCUCCCUCACUCCCCGCCAUCGCCACUCCCUCCUAUCCCGCCAUCUCCACUACCUCCCACCCCGCCGUCGCCACUCCCUCUUAUCCCGCCGCCGUCUCUUCUCCCAUCCGGCCGCCGCCUCUCCCUCCUCCCCGCCGUCGCCUCUCCCUCCUCCCCGCCGUCGCCUUUCCUUUCUCCCCGCCGUCGCCUCUCCCUCCUCCCCGCCGUCGCCUCUCCCUCCUCCCCGCCGUCGCCUCUCCCUCCUCCCCGCCGUCGCCUCUCCCUCCUCCCCGCCGUCGCCUCUCCUUUCCUCCCCGCCGUCGCCUCUCCCUCCUCCCCGCCGUCGCCUCUCCCUCCUCCCCGCCGUCGCCUCUCCCUCCUCCCCGCCGUCGCCUCUCCCUCCUCCCCGCCGUCGCCUCUCCUUUCCUCCCCGCCGUCGCCUCUCCCUCCUCCCCGCCGUCGCCUCUCCUUUCCUCCCCGCCGUCGCCUCUCCCUCCUCCCCGCCGUCGCCUCUCCCUCCUCCCCGCCGUCGCCUCUCCCUCCUCCGCGCCGUCGCCUCCUUCACUCCUCGUCGUCGCCUCUUUUCCCCUCCCCGCCGUCGCCUCUCCCUCCUCCCCGCCGUCGCCUCUUUUCCCCUCCCCGCCGUCGCCUCCGGCGGCAGUUUUUGUGUAG
Molecule: messenger RNA, 777 nt
Organism: Closterium sp. Naga37s-1
Lineage: Eukaryota; Viridiplantae; Streptophyta; Zygnematophyceae; Desmidiales; Closteriaceae
Source: the annotation of a GenBank genome assembly